Physella acuta is the source of this 623-nucleotide messenger RNA. RefSeq lists its product as uncharacterized. NCBI's taxonomy places the organism in Eukaryota, Metazoa, Mollusca, Gastropoda, Physidae. The record is from RefSeq and is a predicted model, not a curated record.
GUCAUUCACGUUCGCUCCUUACAGAGGCAGACUUCUGUUUUAUUAAUCGCUACGAUUACAUUCACUCAAUAUUGUGAUAGUUGUUUUUCAAGCACAAUUUAUUUUUUUUAAAAGUCCGAAUAGCUGAUAAUUUAUUAGUAUUUUCUCUUACUUACUUAGUUUAAAAACAACGAAUGAUACGACUGGUCUUCUUCAUGCUACUGGCAUCGAUUCUGUUGAGCCUGACAGUCCUGGUUGUGUUGGCCUUGUCCAACAAGGUCGUGAUGAAGAAAACUGACCAGCCGAUAGCAUGUCUGCCGUGUACAAAGAUCGUCAGGAACCCCAUGGACUUAUCAGCAGCAGAUCCGCUUAUAGAGACCUUGAGCAGACGAUUGGGUGAAGACGACGAGGAACUGUGCUGUGCCUACGACAGUGCUCAGAUGUCCGCACUUUUAGAAAUGACUAUGAGAAGACAAGAAGUAGACACAGCACCUCUCCAAGAGUAUAACGUCAGCAGUUUCCAGUUCAGUCCAGUCUCCGCCCACAAACGACUGUACCCACCGGUCAACCCCCACACUACUGUUGCUUAUCGAGAUAGAGUAUUGGAGGGAGUUUCCUCCCUGUAUUACGUUUCAACAUGCUAA